AUGUCCAGCCUACAGAAUCUGGACCUGAGCAGCAACGCCCUGGCAGGUGGUAAUCAGUUAACCGGGCCCUUACCAAAUGCCUGGAUCAUGAUGUCAUCCCUGGAGGUGCUCGAUGUACGAUAUAACUGUGGCAUCUGCGGGGGCGUUCCUCCUUUCCAGUCGAGCUCUGGGGUGGACCUCAUGAUCUACUCCCGCGGCUCCAACCUCGGCUGGCAGUGCAGCUCCAGCAACUGCAGGCGUGGUAGCUUCUCGCUGGGUCUCGUGGGCCAGGUCAUUACCGCCAUCCUGGUGGUGCUCCUCAUCGUCAUCAUGUGCUGCUGGCGCCGCGUCAUCCUGUUCCGACGCGCGGCCGCCACGCCGCGCGAGUCGCGCGGCUGGCCCCUCGUCCGCGCCGUGCUGUCGGCGCGGUGGGCGCCACAGGCGGCACUGCCCCCCAGCCCCCGCAUGUCCAGCGUCGGCGAGCCGGGGGGGGCCCCCCGCCUGGGUCCGGUCCGCGCUGCGCCCAUCAAACCCCCCAUCGUCGUGGUCAUGCCGGACGGGACCACGCUGUGCACCGCCAGCGUGGUGGAUGGGCCCUCCGACGCUGAGGAGGAUGAGGACGGGCGCAGCCGCCAGGACAAAUCGGAGGAGGGCCUCCUCGCUGGAGAUGGCGGAGCGGGGCGCGCGGCACCGCCACGGCAGGAGGUCGCGGCGGCACGGAAGGCGGGGCGUGCCGGCCAUCCCCAUGUUUAG
Molecule: messenger RNA, 732 nt
Organism: Auxenochlorella protothecoides
Lineage: Eukaryota; Viridiplantae; Chlorophyta; Trebouxiophyceae; Chlorellales; Chlorellaceae
Exons: 5
Coding region: 1-732 (243 amino acids)
Source: RefSeq, a predicted model, not a curated record